AUGACUGUUAAUUCAGGAAGCAGUGAUAGAAAAGAGUUUAAAAUACCACUUCACACUCAAACGGUAGAACGAGUUGUAAAGAAAGUUACUGCAGCUUCUAAGUACGUUUGUGGCGUUCAAGAACGAGAAGGCUUUAUAAGAUCAAGAUUAUUGGACAGAAAGUAUCUUCCUAAGUUUGAAACUAAGCGACAGUACACAUCUGCUACAGCUGUAGUGCAAAAAUAA
This is a messenger RNA of Diabrotica balteata, 225 nucleotides long. Lineage: Eukaryota; Metazoa; Arthropoda; Insecta; Coleoptera; Chrysomelidae. The record is from the annotation of a GenBank genome assembly.